Molecule: messenger RNA, 1563 nt
Organism: Penicillium expansum
Lineage: Eukaryota; Fungi; Ascomycota; Eurotiomycetes; Eurotiales; Aspergillaceae
Product: AMP-dependent synthetase/ligase
Exons: 5
Coding region: 1-1563 (520 amino acids)
Biological process (GO): fatty acid metabolic process
Molecular function (GO): medium-chain fatty acid-CoA ligase activity
Source: RefSeq, a predicted model, not a curated record
AUGGGAGACCGCACUCUAUUCAUACCUCCACAUGUGGGAGACAACGUGUUGCCAAAUCUUCCUUUUUUCCACAGACUAUUGCGUUAUGCGCAACGUAAGCCUUCGCCCAUUGUGGUUCGAGACCUGGUUGCUAGCGUGGAAAAAACAUACCAUCAUCUUGUUUCGGAUGUGUUAGCCUUUCGCAAGGUUUUGGAAAGAUCGCUCAGUCAUGAAGCUCGACAUGAUUUGAUUGCGGACAAGGAGGUAUAUAUUGGGUUGCUUGCACCGGGAGGGUAUGAAUACACCGUCGGCUUCAUCGCAAUCCUUGCAAUUGGUGCAGCAGUAGUGCCUAUGGCUGCCGCAUUGCCAGUAGAAGAAGCCUCGUACUUUUUAUUAAAAGCACGCUGUGUGGCUAUGGUAGCCAGCACAACCAGUGAAAAUACCGCCCAGGACGUGGCUCGCUAUAUGGGAGAAAUUAAGGGCGUUCACAUUCCCUGCAUAUCCCCAAUCGCAUCUCAUAUUCACCCCAUGCUUCUCCCGUCAGAUGAAGCGACUAUUUCCUCCGGCCCAGUUCCAGAUAUGAACGCGGCAGCACUAGUGAUCUUCACUUCCGGCACGACAGGGCCCCCCAAGGGCGCUGUGCAGCGUCGCAGUUAUAUCUCCGGGAAUGGGGAAGCUGACGCGGACUAUUACCAAAUCACAGACAAGGACACAGUCCUCCACGUCCUUCCAGUACAUCAUGCCUCCGGUGUGGGGCUGACUUUUCUCCCGUUCCUCACGGCCGGCGCAUGUAUCGAGUUCCGAAGUGGUAGCUUCGAUACAGCCUGGACGUGGGAGCGCUGGCGACAGGGAGGUCUUACCUUCUUCUCUGGAGUUCCCACCAUAUACAUGCGUAUGAUGAGGUACUAUGAAGAGAACAUUGCACACCUAGCUCCUGAGGUACGUGACCAGUACAUCGCUGGGCCUGUACAAGAGUUCUGGCAUCAAAUUAGGAAUAAGCCAAUUCUCACUCGAUAUGGUGCGACAGAAUUUGGCGCAGUUAUCAAGACUGAACUUAAUUCCGAUGGAACGCCGCAAAACAGUGUUGGUCGUGUUGCUGAGGCGGUUUCACUCAAGCUUACCGAUGAAGGUCAGAUAUUAGUGAAGUGUCCUUAUAUGUUUUCCAAGUAUCUCUUCGAUGAGAAAGCAACGGCGGAUGCACAUGACGCCGAAGGGUACUUCAAAACGGGAGAUAUUGCUCGCCGCGAAGGGAAAUAUUAUUUCAUCCUGGGCCGUGCCUCGAUCGAUAUCAUCAAGUCAGGUGGCUACAAGAUCUCCGCGUUGGAUGUCGAGCGCGAGAUCCUAGGUCUAGAUUAUGCUUCCGAGGUUAUGGUUGUGGGCGUUGAAGAUGAGGAGUUUGGUCAACGAGUUGCUGCUACUGUCAGCCUCAAACAAGAUCAAAGAACAACACUUCAAGGUGAGUUGCCCAAGUCGGGUACGGGGAAGGUGCAGAAGAAGAUAUUGGGGCCGCGGUUUUUUCCUCCUAACUAUCGAGAGCUGCCUGAGGUGCAAGUCUGGAGCAGGGAAAAUAAUGCCAAGUUAUAG